Podarcis lilfordi (Lilford's wall lizard) is the source of this 7590-nucleotide messenger RNA. Lineage: Eukaryota; Metazoa; Chordata; Lepidosauria; Squamata; Lacertidae. The record is from the annotation of a GenBank genome assembly.
AUGCUUUUAACUGUCGUUUUCUUGUCGUUUCCCACCAUGCUGCGUUAUCUCUGCUGUACAGCCAUGCUGGCAUUGUCACCAGCAGAGGUAGGUCCUUUAAACUUCUUUGUAUAAUAUCCAAAUAUUUUUGGAGCUUUAUCCAGACCUGUGCUGACCGUUCCAGCACUCACUGAUUAGAGUAUAGUAUUGGUAUUUAUGUUUUCAGGUCAUUUAGACCUUGGAUGAUUUCUGGCAAAUAUUUAAUAGAACACCCCUCCAGUGUUUGCAUAGUACCACAAUACAUCUUUCCACCGCAGAAGCAAUAUUGUGAACUUGCUUUAAACAAACUCAUAUUUGAUGCCAUGUCAACAGAUUGUGCAACUGGACAGAGACGCUGUACCAAAUGGAUCUUUUGUUAUUGCUUUUGUUGUUUUUAUUAGUCCAUUUCUAUCCCGUUCCUUCAAGGAGCUCAAGGUGACAUGCAUGGCUCUCCCCCGCUCUCCAUCUUACUUCCAUAAACACCUUGUGAGGUCAGUUAGGCUGAGAGAUGGUGACUGUCCCAAGGUCAUCUAGUGAAUUUUGUAGCAGAAUGGAGAUUUAUUCAACAGUUUGGGCCAUGACCUAGAGUGACAUACCUUACCUACCUACUCCCAUAUGCACACAUGCAUAUAUAUUUUUUAUCAGCUUGCCUUACAAAGGCGCCCCUGCAGAACAACCGCUUUUAGGACUGGGGGGUGCACCACUGGAUUCGUACCUUGGAUUGUAUCCUACCUAUGGAAAUGUCAACAGUGUGCAUAUUCAUAUGCUUGCAACAACCAAAUCGUUAUAUCAUUCUGAUUUUUUUGUUUCCUUCUGACUCGCUCAGCCUCUUGAAAACAUCUUUGCUUUUAUGAUACCAUAAAAACUUGAAAUGCUUUCCUACACAAGUAGUUUGCAGAGUGCUUGGCCCUUUCCCCACAAGGUACCACAACUAAGCUGCUGCACAUUGCCGUAUACUGCAAUGCAACAUCACACAUCUAUCUGCCUGCUUCCCUUUCCUGCCUGCAAUGAUUAAAUGAUAAUUCCUUGGCCAUGAGGGCAAGUUGUAUGGCCUGCUGCCCAUUCUCUACCACGCUUUGUUAUGAUGCCAUCAGGGUGCACUUGCUAUCUUAGUAAUGCCAAUUUCUUUAAAUGUACAUGAUUAAUUUCACAUCUUGUUCUUCCCCUUGCUUUUAGAAGCUUUUAUUAUUAUUAUUAUUUAAACUGAGAGCUGCACACCUGCCCACACAAACUGCAGUGUUUCACAUUAGCUUUGGUAGUUAUUUAAGCAAGAAGAGAGGAGGGAUUUUGGGUGGGCAGGGAGGAGAGAAGCAAAGCCUGAUAACGACUGCCAUGGUGUCUAGCAACACAGGAAGCUGCCUUAGACUCUGAGUCUGACCAUUGUCUCACCUACCUCAUCUAGCAACUAACUGGCAGUGACUCUCUGGAAUUCCAUUCUGGUCAUGCCAGGCUUGAACCUAGGGACUUCUGCAUGCAAAGCAGUUGCUCUAUCGUAGAGCUAUUGCUACCUCAAGCUGUUAUUGCUUAAACAAACAUUAUAAAAAAACCAUCAAAAGUAAUACAAAAGAGUCAUCUGCAACUUGCAACAUGAAAUUAAAUGUAGGGAACUGGUCAAUUUAUACAGUCAGUCCGAUUAAUAUGCAAAUAGGUCUCUGCUCAGUAUUUUGGCUUCUCUAGCAAAUAGAGCAAGACAGAUUUCUGAUGAAUUGCAUUGUUUCCCAACUUUUUCUUGGCCACUGCAGAGAAUCUGCUCGAUAUUUCUAAAAUAAAAGCUUCCUUUGAAUUUGUACUCAAAUUGAGAAACCUAGUAAGUAACAACAGAUAUUCUUCACAGAAGAUUAGCUCUGAGACUCCUCUACAUAAAAGCAUAGUGCCCCUUAGGAACUUAUAUUCAGGUAUAUAGCAGUCAUUGGCAUUCAUCAUCCUACACUUUGAGCUGUCCUUUGUUUCUAUGUCAAAAUUGCGGCGAUUUGGACUUGCUGUGUUGGCCAGUGGAAAUGGCAGGGAUUAAGAGAACAGGGUUUACACCAGUUUGCUUCUUUCCUUCUUCUUUUCUGCUCUGUUAGGAUGACAGACUGGAACACUGGCACAGUAAAGCCUGCAAAUGUGAUUGUCAGGGAAGUCCAAAUUCCGUAUGGCCCUCGGGGACAAACAAUCUGGAAUGCAUGCCAGGUAAGAACUUUUGACUGAUCAUGGCUUCUAGCACAGGCCUAUAUUUACUUAACCUGUGAGUAAGGCCUCCAUCGCAACCACCCAAAGCCAGUUUUAAUUUAAAAUAAAUAAAUCUUUAGCACUUUUUCAGGAGAAGGCUUGGGCUUUGCCACACCCAGGGGAACAGAAUCCCAAUGUUGAAGGAAAGUCACUGAGGACACCACUACCUAUGAGGGAACUGGAGAACUGGUCACCCUCCAGAUUCCAACGCUCAUCAGCCCCAGGCAGCAUGGCCCAUGGGAGUUGUAGUUCAGCAACAUCUGGAAGGAGGUUUAACCCUUCCCCAGCUGUGAGCACCUUCCCGCCCCACAAUAUGACAAUUACAAAGAAAAGCUCCUAAGUUUAAAUUGCUGCUUAGAAGCGGAUUUCCAUUGGGAUGGUAGCUGGGAAAUGAUCACACCUUAUUACCCCGUGCACUGUGGUCCUGAUAAAAGCUGUAUCACCUACACUUAGCAUUUAAGAUGGGGAAGGUGCAGAUGAAGCUUUAUGUUACGUAUUUAAUGCAACCCUUAAAUGAUAAUGUGUCAUUCCCUCUCUCUCCCCCGCCCCAAACCUAAUGACAGUAAUUUGAUUCUUGUCUUUGCAAAAUUUGCUUGUGUUAAAUUUUGCAGGAUUCUUUAAAAAAUAAAUGCAACCCUGUAAUUUUCCACCAUCUUCAUUAUAACUAAAACCACAUAGUAGUAUUAGCUGAGAAAGAGUUUCACCUUCAAAUGCCAUAUUACGGAGAAAAGAUAUACGGUGGUAGAAACUAGGCAGGGAUGCCAUUCUAAUGCACAGCACACAGAGAGACUUCUAAGGUCAAUGGUAACAACAUUAAAUAAUUUAACUGACUUGGUCCAUCAGUCCCCAGACAUCUGUCUGGUAAUUUCUUUCUCCACGACGGUUUUCUAGAACAGAAGGUUACCUCCUAAGUAUAUUAUGAUUGUGUUAGCUAGAGAUUAGUGCUACUAAAAAUAAAACUCUCGUUUCUUGUAAACAUUGCAGGCAAUUCAGCCCAGUUUUACUUAACAUAGUUUGCAAGACUUCAACACAUACCGUCACUGUGAUUUCCAUGGUGAUGGAGACUACAAAAUAUGCCCUCAUUACAGGGAGUUCAUAGGUAGUAUCGAAAUGAAAGUGGUGAUUAAGCAGGGGUAAGAAAUUGGAUUCAGUUUGUAUUUAAAGGCAAGCCUAUCUCAUUCACACUUCUCAGAAUUUUGCAAUGCGCUUCUCCAGCCAAGCAAUACAUACAUAAACUCCUAUACCAGAGUAAAUUGUGCAAAAUAACAAAUAAAAAUGCAUCCAGCCAUAAACAUAGCAUUCCAAAAUGCAUUGUAUUAGGGAAAAUGGGUUUGCAAAAGUUAUUUGGCAAAAUCACAUACAAAUAUGAAAUUUGCACUAAUAUGCUGAUGAGUUUUCAUAAGGUUUUCUUUUAAAAAAAAUUGCCCACCGAUGUGAAAAUGUGGAGAACUGAAAAUGAGAAACAGUGUGAAACCAAUAUUGGGUUUCCUCCAUCCCUAGUGGCAAUUCAUACAAAAGGGCAACUCCAUGCAGGUCCAACAGAGCCACAAUUCUGACAGUGGCCUCCCACAAUCCCAAGGCAAUUUUGUGUACCUUGUUUGGAUGGUGAAAGUAUGCAGACAUCAUACUUUCCGUGGGCUAGGAAAGCAAUGUUAGGGACUCAGAAAUCAACAAAAUGAAUAGAGGAAACAAAGCAACCCAACUUCUACUCUUACUAAAUGCUUCAGUCUACUAGUAAAACAAAGUCUGCAUCUCACCCUCUGUAAGAGAGCCCUAGGGCCAGGGAAUCCAUGGCCUCUCUGAUGCUAUUGAACUCCAACUCCUAUCAGCCCCAGCCUGUAUGGCCAGUGAUCAGGGAUGAUCGGAGUUGAUAUCCAUCUACAUCUGAAGGGCCAGAUGUUUCCCAGCCCUGAGAUAGAGAAGGAGCUUUUUGUACCUGUGCACACUCUCUUUUGAAAAUGUUUGUUGUUCGCUUACAGAAUGCCCCUAUCACAAGCCACUUGGUUUUGAGUCAGGAGCUGUUACUCCAGACCAGAUAAGCUGCUCCAGUCCAGAGCAGUACACUGGAUGGUACACUUCAUGGAUUGCAAACAAGGCCCGGCUUAAUGGGCAAGGUUUUGGGUAAGCAGCACAUCUUCCUCCUAAUGUUUUGACCAGUAAAGAGUCAGCCAGACACUAUGUAAAACCCUUCCUUCCUUCCUUCCUUCCUUCCUUUCUCUCUCUUUCUAGAAGUCUGCUCAACUACCUCUGCUCUUUGUCUCACCUGCUUUUUGAUGUUGUGCUGAUCCACUUCCUCCUGGUUUUUGUUCCCCCAGCUGUCUCUUCCUGCCAACCACUGUGUCAACAAGUUAUUCUUCCUGCUGGCUGUAUUAAUACAUUUUGAUAUGGCUCCUCUAAAUUACCUAUUUCUUGAGCAUGUGCUCUAAUUUGCUUGUGCAAAGUUUAUGCAGAGGUUAGAUUAUAGCUAGUUUUUAUGGAGCAUUCCUUCUCACUUGUUUGCAGGGAGAUUAUAUGACAAUGAGCAUCCACCCUGCAUUCCUCUUAGUUUGCUUGCAGGUUGUGUAUCUAAUGUGCCAGAAAGGCAUAUAGUGUACAUUUCCUUGGCAUUUUCCUGCGUGCAAAAUGUCUGAAUGAUAUGCAACCAAAUUUAUGGGCUAAUAGCCGUAAAUAAAUAAAUAAUAAAAAAAAUAAAAAUAAUAUGCAACCAAAUAGUUGUGCUAGUGCAAGGAUUAGUGCUAGUGCAACAGGAUUGCCUUUCCUUUCCUUCCCCCCAUAUGCCCUGUGCCAUCCCAAAAUAUGCUCCAGAGAAUUAAGGGAACCCCAAGAACAGAUUUAGGGGGAGAACACUCCGUUGUGCAAGGAGAAAUUCCUUAAUGCUACUUUGAAUACAACAGGCCGUUUCUAGAGUUUUUGGCACACUAGGGUGAUGGGGCAUCUUAAUCCACUUUAAUUGUAUGAUUCUAAAUUCCAUAGUAUGUUCUUGAACUCUUCCCUCAAACCAGGCCCUAUGCAGAGGGAGGUGCGGAAGGGGCGCAGCCAGGUACACUUGCCCUGGGCUGGCCAGUUGGCUCCACCAGGGACCAGUUGCUUUUUUUGUCUGAGUUUCUAACUUUAUUCUAAGAACACUCUCUCCUCAGGCCUCAGGGCACUGCACAGGCCUGCUUCAAACUCCUGGCAGUCUGGAGGUGCCUUUCAUUCCACCUACAUUGACUCCCCGAGGGUAUUACACAUAAAUCAAAAUGGCAAAAUGUGGAGUUAAGAGGCACAGGCGCAACUGCAGCAAACGAGUCUGAGCGCUGCUGCCAAAUUGUCCCAGAGAAGUUACUUCUAGCAUGCCGGUGUCAGCUGCAAUUGCAUACCCCUCCGACCUCAGAGAACACAUCUCAUUCACCGGCAAGUGUUUCUUUUAGUAUAGGACAUAACCUUCUAUGUCUUUCUCCUGCAACUCUUAACAGGUGUGCCUGGCUCUCCAAAUACCAAGACACAAACCAGUGGCUGCAGAUUGACCUGAAGGAAAUCAAAGUGAUUUCAGGAAUAAUCACACAAGGACGGUGUGAUGCAGAUGAAUGGAUGACGAAGUACAGCGUGCAGUACAGGACUGACGAGAACCUGAACUGGGUCUAUUACAAGGAUCAGACAGGAAACAACAGGGUCAGUAUGGGAUGCAUUUUCUGAAAGACGCAUUCUCUGAAGAUGUCCCCACAUUGGCAUUUGUUCAGAACAGAGUGUGUUGAGAUAAAUAAUCCCAUUCAAAUAAAAAUGAAUCCUAGUAUUCAUUGACUUUCAGUGCUUGACAAUCAAAUUUGAGUCCAAGGCUGAGAUUCUAAACCCACUUAUCUGGGGUUACUUCUUAGUGGUUAAAAUCAUUAGGUUAAACUCAUGUGCCCCGAUAAAGUGAGGGACAAGGAAUAUUCCCUCUUAAAAAAAUUAUUCACCAUACUUCAGUUGAUCACCCAGUAAAUAAAUAGAUAAGGAAAUAAAUCAGAAGGCUAAAUGUGUGUGGCCAGCCAUCACAACACUCAUCUAGGAAGGUUGCCAUUGAACUGGCUGCAUGUGUUUUGACAGAUAUGGAAAUGUCCAGAGGAACCAGUUGCUACAUGCAACAACUUACCUACCUCUAGAACUGAUUAGAGGGUUGAGUUUCCCUGAUACUGUUGAUAGGGAAUCUAGUGGGAGGUAAGCAGUGCCACAUUUAUUUAGAAAAAUGGUGUUUCUGUAAUGUGAAAUAUACUGUAGAAAGAAGCAGAACUUUUAAAGUGUUACGGCACUGGAAAUAUAUUAUUUUCUCCUGAGUAAAUUGCAGGGGGGGGGGGGGGCAAAGGCUGUAAAGAGCACUGCUAUGUAUAAUGAGUGUGAUAUUUUUAAGCAGAUAGAUUCUCAUACAAUCUGCUACUUGUUAUAGCUGCUUUCCAAGGUGGCAAAGUCCACACUGAAUACCAUAUUCUACCACCUCUUUAGCAUCUCAUCCAUUGUCAGUUUGCUGCACUCUAGUUCAGAAUUGGGGAAUUCAGAGUACAAGCUUUCACAACCUGGAGCUUCUGAGCUAAUUGCCAGUCGACCCCAAAUCUCCCUGAAGUUUGGACUUGCCAUGCCUAUAGCCGAUAGCCAAAAGAAAAACGAAAAAAGAAUCUGAAUAAAAUUCUGUAUUAAUAGACAACAUUUGAAUAAAUAAUUUGAACGGGAAAGGAUGAGAAAAAGAAUCUGCAUUAGCCUUGAUUUCAUUACAUUGGAGCAAAAUCUGCAUUUGUUCUAAAUUGAGAAAACUGACAAGAAUUACAAGCGGAAAUAUUUCAGUCAUAAACAUUUUUACGCUAUGUAGAGCCAAUACAUUUAUGACACUUACUCCUCAUUUAUACUAGUGGGUUCUUCAUGGAUUUGACUAGCCAUGCUACAUGCCAGGAUGAAACUACACGCCCUGGAAAGCCUACUAUUGUAUAAACAUAAUUUAGCUGUGGAGAGGUUGGUUUAUCUCCCCAAGCAGAAUUUGGCAACAUGCACCAUGUAAUUGCAAGUAAUUUGCUUCUAGUGACAGAAACCAGCAGCAGUAUUGCUUGGUAAAUUAGUGACACGAAAUAAUUUAAGUCGCUAAAUAGGUUUCCAACUUACUGAACGCAGAAUUAAAGGAAGUUAAGGCCUCAAUCCUGUCUUCUGUGAAAUGAACUCUGUCCCGUCCCCCCCAGCUUUCUUUUUUCUUUUUGUCUUCUGUAGGUUUUCUAUGGAAAUUCAGACAGAUCAUCUUCUGUGCAGAACCUUCUGCGCCCACCCAUUGUCUCGCGCUACAUUCGCUUGAUACCACUUGGCUGGCAUGUGCGCAUUGCCAUCAGGAUGGAGCUGCUUGUAUGCAUGAAUAAGUGUGCUUGA